Messenger RNA from Cajanus cajan (pigeon pea), 2085 nucleotides. Its product is annotated as ARM repeat superfamily protein. Gene Ontology annotation, cellular component: microtubule. Lineage: Eukaryota; Viridiplantae; Streptophyta; Magnoliopsida; Fabales; Fabaceae. The record is from RefSeq and is a predicted model, not a curated record. Gene Ontology annotation, molecular function: microtubule binding.
CUUCUUAACAGCUCUUUUCCAUUUCCCAUUAAAGUUUCAACAGCUGCGCAAUCUCAGCAUCUUCUUUAAGCUAAGCUGCGUUUUCUCGCUCCAAUUUUCAACCUUUUUCUUCUCCACUAAUUUCAAGAAAUGGGAAGGAGUCUCAGCCCUUUGGUGAGGCAAGAGCUGGCAAAUCUUGACAAAGAUGAAGAUAGUCGCAAAUCUGCCAUGAAAGCAUUGAAGUCCUAUGUGAAAGAUUUGGAUUUCAAGGCCAUUCCUGUUUUUCUUGCAAAAGUGUCUGAGAGCAAGGAAAAUUGUUCUGGGGAAUUCACAAUUUCAAUCUAUGAAGUUCUUGCGCGGGUUCAUGGUGUCAAAAUUGUUCCUUUGAUAGACAGCAUCAUGGGAACCAUAGUCAGGACUCUGGCUUCAAGCGCAGGGUCUUUCCCUCUUCAACAGGCUUGCUCAAAGGUGGUUCCUGCAAUUGCAAGACAUGGAAUUGACCCCUUAACCCCAGAAGAUAAAAAGAGGGAUAUAAUUCGGUCCCUUUGCAUGCCUCUUUCAAAUUCUCUCUCAAGUUCUCAAGAGAGUCUUACUUCUGGUGCUGCCCUUUGCUUGAAGGCUUUGGUGGAUUCAGAUAACUGGAGAUUUGCUUCUGAUGAAUUGGUUAAUAGGGUUUGCCAGAAUAUUGCAGUGGCAUUAGAUGGAAAGUCUGGUCAAACCAACUCACACAUAGGUCUGGUUAUGUCGCUGGCCAAGCGCAAUGCUUUGAUCAUUGAAGCAUAUGCAAGGUUGCUCAUACAAUCUGGACUAAGAAUACUGAAUGCUGGCCUUGUGGAGGGGAAUUCUCAGAAGCGGCUUUCUUCCAUUCAGAUGAUCAACUUCUUGAUGAAAAGUUUGGACUCUAGGAGCAUAUUCUCAGAGCUUGAAUUGAUAAUUGAGGAGAUGGACAAGUGUCAAUCUGAUAAAAUGGCAUUUGUUCAAGGUGCAGCACUUGAGGCUUUGCAAACUGCCAAGAGAAUUGUUAGUGACAAAAAGCCUAGAUAUGCAAAAAGUCCUGCAUCGGUGACAGGGUCAAAUUUUAGUAGGAGAGAUGGAGACUUUAUGGAGGGAGAGAAUAGUUCUGGUGAUGGAGACCGCACUCCUAGUUCUCUUUCACCAGAAUCACGUACUUUGGACUUUUUCCCUGGAUAUGAAUCCGUUGUUGAGUCUCCUAUUUCAAGCAACUUAGACUAUGAACGAAGAAGUGUGACUAGGAAGCUUUGGAGUAAUGAAAAUGGAGGGGUCGAUGUGUCUCUCAAGGAUGGUUUGUUUUCAGAAGUAGGAAAAGCAAGUGCUUUGUUGGAAAAUUCAUUGAUUCACGAGUUUUCUGAUGGUCAGGGAGAUUCUACAGAGGAGUUUGCUGGUUUCAUGGCCAGAAAUCCCAGGCAUGUAGUAUCCAGAAGUACUACCACAAGUCCACUGAGGUUACGCUCAAAGGCAAAUGUUGACAGCAUAAAAAUAUUUAACACCCCUAGGAAGCUCAUUCACUCUCUUCAAGAUUCAAGUGAUGUGACUUUGGGUUGCUCUGAGAAACAGAAUAGAAGGUUCAGGAGUCUAUCCUCAGGUAAUAUUGAAUGGAGUGCAACUUCUAAAUAUGACCAAAACGGUUUCUCAGAUCAUGUGAAGUGUGAUAGUGAGGUGAAUGAAAGUUUAUGUGCUGAGGUUGAGUUCCAAGAUGGCUCAGAAUCAGUCUCAUCAACAGAUGACCUUCCUGUAGACACCAAUAUGCCUACCAAAGUGGUUCCUGAAAAUAGAAAUGUUACACCAACUGCACUACCAAAGAUUAAAUAUAAAUUGGUUUGUGGUCUUUCAUUUGUUCUGCUUGCAUUGGCAACUCCUUUACUUUGGAUCAAUAGUCAGGAUGACGGCCAUUAUCUUGUCCCAACAUAACCAUCCUCAUUACUUUGUACAUCCUUUGAAUUAAGUUUAGGUAUGCUUUUGUCAAAGUAGUUUUUAAUUCCAACUAUGUUGGAAAAUUCAUUGUAGCAGCAUAUAUGGUCUGUGCCAUUGAGCAUCUUCAAUGUGCAUUUGUUUUCCUGUAAACACUUUGAGAACUGUUUUAUUGAA